AUGCCUAUGGGUACGCCAGUCUGGAGUCAGUCGUCACUUACAUGUAUUGAAACACCACUUGGGCCUGCGCUGCCAGCGCACAUGGACUUUGUUUUGACAGCUGUACGACAGACCGCGGUCUUCUUGAAACGGCUGACAGGUACCUACACACCCGUGACAGCUUCGUUUAUGCCGCAAUGCUAUUCAUUUCAAACUUUGUACGUCGUACUUACAAUCAUGAUCGACAUGGACGGAUGGACGUGCAUUCAUCUCAAGCGUAAAUGUUCCGAGGAGGAUUUCGACAAAUUCGUCCAAUCUUACUGUCUCGCCUUAAGAAACACCAAGAAUGCGGGCGCCAACCAACACCCGUACCAAGGCUAUAUACAAUAUGCGCCAUGUCUGUUAGGAUGCGGGCCUAGAUCAGUUCCUUAUAAGCGAUACCAUGCGGCUUACCCCUUACGCUAA
Molecule: messenger RNA, 444 nt
Organism: Bipolaris oryzae ATCC 44560
Lineage: Eukaryota; Fungi; Ascomycota; Dothideomycetes; Pleosporales; Pleosporaceae
Exons: 1
Coding region: 1-444 (147 amino acids)
Source: RefSeq, a predicted model, not a curated record